Cutaneotrichosporon cavernicola is the source of this 1647-nucleotide messenger RNA. RefSeq lists its product as uncharacterized. The transcript is spliced from 3 exons. Gene Ontology annotation, biological process: glutathione catabolic process. NCBI's taxonomy places the organism in Eukaryota, Fungi, Basidiomycota, Tremellomycetes, Trichosporonales, Trichosporonaceae. Bases 1 to 1647 code for a protein of 548 amino acids. Gene Ontology annotation, cellular component: plasma membrane. The record is from RefSeq and is a predicted model, not a curated record. Gene Ontology annotation, molecular function: glutathione gamma-glutamate hydrolase.
AUGACACACACACCCACAACCGGGGCGGUAGUAUGCGAGCAUACGACAGCGUCGGCCAUUGGCGCGGAAAUCCUCAAAGCAGGCGGCAACGCUGUGGACGCCCUGAUCGCUGCCGUCCUGGCUGUGGGUGUACUGUCGCCGUACCACUCGUGCAUCGGUGGUGGUGGCUUUGUCCUCGUUCGCACGCCAGAGAAAUGGGACGUCAUCGAUUUCCGGAGCUGCGCGCCAGCCGCGACUACAAUGGACAAUUUCAUGGCCCACUCCUCGCCACACGGCGGACACGCGGUAGCCGUGCCAGGCGAAAUCAAGGGCCUGUACCGCCUGCAUCAGCAGUACGGCAAGGCUGAGUGGGCGUCAUUGUUCGCCCCGAGCGUAAAGCUGUCGCGGGGCGCACGGAUGGGAAGGGACCUGUACGACUUUAUCGCGCGCGAGUGUCCGAACGCGCCAAGAAUUGAGGGGUCAUGGAUGGCCGACGAUCCCGAGUUCGUGCGUGCGUUCAGCCGCGACGGGCGGUUGAUCCAGGUCGGCGAGGUGUGGGCGAGAGAGGAUUACGCGGACGUGUUGGAGGCCAUUGGGGAGAGGGGACCGGAGGCGUUCUACGGCGGCGAGGUGGCUGGGAAUAUCGUCAAGGCUGUACAGGGACGUGGUGGGGUUAUGAGCUUGGACGACUUAAAGAAAUACACGCCGGUCAAUCGUGAACCGCUCUCUACAACCUUCCGCGGCCACGAGGUGUUCUCGGUCCCUGCCCCAGCCAGCGGUGCAGCCCUUCUUGGUGCGCUGAAGACGCUCGACUCGUUCCCACUCUCCAAACCCCUAAGUGUCGAAGACGAGCAUGUGACGGUCGAGGCGAUGCGCCUCGCCUUUGGAGCUCGGACCGAGCUCGGCGACCCGGCCUACGUCCCCGUCGACGCGGUCCAGGCCGCCAUGUUGCGUGGUGCCGCGGACCGGGUUCAGGAGAAGACGCAGGCGCCAGAGUACUACCUUCCCGGCGCGGUUGGGGUUGACGACAACGGCACGUCGUCCAUGGCAGCAGCCGAUGCGAGUGGGUUAGUAGUCAGCCUGACCACGACGGUCGGGACGGCGUGGGCGUCGCGCAUCAUGGUCCCUGGUACGGGGAUUGUGCUCAACGACUCUGUCCUGGAUUUUACCGUCAAGGGCCGGCCCAAUGUAUGGGGAUAUGCGCCUGCGCCAGCCAACUUUGUGGCUGGUUCGCGCAGGCCUCUGUCGAGUAUGUGUCCGUACAUUGUGCUAAAGGACGGGGAGCCGGUGGCGGUGGGCGGGGCUGCUGGUGGUGCGACGAUCCCGAGCGCCAAUAUCCUUGCCGUGCGGAAUAUGCUGGCUUACAAUCUGGGGGCGGGGGAGGCGUUGGCCCAGCCAAGAAUCCACAACCAGGUCCUGCCGAACGUUACUGUACUGGAGCAGUCUAGCGAUCGGGGUAGACGAGUGGUGGGGCUCGGCCAGGACGUCGUGAGGGGCCUGGAGGAGCGGGGACAUGUGGUUGAAUGGUGUGAGAGAUCCCGAGCGACACCAUGCGCCAUGCGUAUCCUGCCGGAUGGGUACGACACGGGCGGCGACGCGCGAAAGUGGGAUGCUGGGGGCGCUGUGUGCGUUGGAGGCAAGGUUGUCGUGCAGAGUCACCCGGCUUAG